This is a messenger RNA of Microdochium trichocladiopsis, 1368 nucleotides long. RefSeq names its product cell division control protein 3. The coding region runs from base 1 to 1368 and encodes 455 amino acids. Gene Ontology annotation, biological process: cytoskeleton-dependent cytokinesis. Lineage: Eukaryota; Fungi; Ascomycota; Sordariomycetes; Xylariales; Microdochiaceae. Gene Ontology annotation, molecular function: GTP binding; GTPase activity; molecular adaptor activity. The transcript has 5 exons. Gene Ontology annotation, cellular component: septin complex; septin ring; cytosol. The record is from RefSeq and is a predicted model, not a curated record.
AUGCUGGUGGUCGACGCGCCAAGGCUGGCUCCGCUAGCACCAGUCUGCUAUGAUGAACUCCACGCCUACAACAAUCUUCCGGAGCCUUCAGUCGAUUCCGGCGCUAGCUCGCCUAUUGCCGCCAAUGCUUCAUCUGUUCCUAUCAAUGACAGCAAGAACAUUGUUCGCAGAAAGCUGACCGGUUACGUCGGCUUUGCCAACCUGCCAAACCAAUGGCACCGCAAGAGUGUUCGCAAGGGCUUCAACUUUAACGUCAUGGUCGUUGGUGAAUCUGGCCUCGGCAAGUCGACCCUCGUCAACACUCUUUUCAACACCUCGCUGUACCCUCCCAAGGACCGCAAGGGUCCCAGCUUGGACAUCAUUCCCAAGACCGUCUCGAUUCAGUCCAUCAGCGCCGAUAUCGAGGAGGCCGGCGUCCGCCUCCGCCUGACUGUUGUUGAUACCCCCGGCUUUGGCGACUUCGUCAACAACGACGAGUCCUGGAGACCCAUCAUCGACAACAUUGAGCAGCGGUUCGAUGCCUACCUUGAUGCGGAGAACAAGGUCAACCGCAUGAACAUUGUCGAUAACCGUAUCCACGCCUGUGUCUUCUUCAUCCAGCCUACCGGCCACUCUCUGAAGCCCCUCGACAUCGAGGUCAUGCGCCGCCUCCACACGAAGGUCAACCUGAUCCCUGUCAUCGCCAAGUCGGACACUCUGACCGACGAAGAGAUUGUCAGCUUCAAGUCUCGCAUCCUUGCCGACAUCAAGCACCAUGGCAUCCAGAUCUUCGAGGGCCCUCGGUACGAGCUCGACGAUGAGGAGACCAUUGCUGAGAACAACGAGAUCAUGUCGAAGGUUCCCUUCGCCGUUGUGGGUGCCAGCAACGAGGUCACCAACGCCGAUGGCCGCAAGGUUCGUGGCCGCAGCUACCCUUGGGGUACCAUCGAGGUCGAUAACGAGGAGCACUGCGACUUCGUCAAGCUUCGCCAGAUGCUCAUCCGCACACACAUGGAGGAGCUCAAGGAACACACCAACAACAACUUGUACGAGAACUACCGUACCGACAAGCUCACCGCCAUGGGUGUUGCACAGGACCCCAGUGUCUUCAAGGAGGUCAACCCUGCUGUUAAGCAGGAAGAGGAGCGUGCUCUGCACGAGCAGAAGCUUGCCAAGAUGGAGGCUGAGAUGAAGAUGGUCUUCCAGCAGAAGGUUGCCGAGAAGGAGAGCAAGCUCAAGCAGAGUGAAGAGGAGCUCUAUGCUCGUCAUAGGGAGAUGAAGGAGCAGCUCGAUCGCCAAAGACUGGAGCUUGAGGAGAAGAAGGCCCGCAUUGAGAGUGGUCGCCCGCUCGAGAAGGAAGGCAAGCGCAAGGGUUUCUCCUUGCGAUAG